CAUUCCUUCCAAUUUCCAACGGAGAGAUGUCGUAACAACUGGCGGUAAUGACGAAGGCUACAGAUUUCCUCUUUCUGUCUUCUUUUGAAAUGCAUCGAAGUACUUAAUCGAACUUAAAUCAGCCGGGUCUCUCAAAAUAUAUUACAUGUGUGUAUGUAUUGUAUGUGUGUGUUUUUUUUCUUCUUCAUUUAAUAGCUUUAAAAGAAUUGUCAUUAGAACCAGUUUGUCAUCUUCAUCUUACUCCAUUCUGCUGACAACAUCAGUUUGUAAUUUUCUUCGACGACUUCCCUUUCAAUUUAUUUAAUUAUCUCUCUAUUUAUAUAUUUAAUUAAAUAUUUAUUUAUUCAUUAACAAGUCGACACUCUUCUCUUUAUUUCUAAUACACUCCACACACGCGUUAUCUAUCUACGUCUCAUCUCUCUUCUCAAUUUUUCUUUUAUUCCGUCAAUUUCUCAUCAGUUAACCAAAUAUUUAAUUUACUCUAUUAAAAUAGGUUCACAUCUCUCAUUCUUAAAGAUUAAUUUAAACAAUUUUGUUAUUUUAAAUUCUGGAAUUCCUUUAUGUGAUAAUCUCCGCAAGAAAUUCACCAAAAUUUCCCAAAUUUUGUAACCGUUUAGGAACAACAUGUCAAAACAGUUGUUAAUUUUAUUGUAAUAUUUUAUCCAGCCACUGUUCAUCAUAAAGAUCCCUUCCUAACGAGCUUCAUUAUUGAAUUUUUUUCUCUCUCGUUAAAUCUUCAUUUAAAAACAUGAAUAAAAUAAGGGAUCUCUAACCAUUUCUUUUGUCUCUCCUACAUUAAUUAAUUCUCGACUUGUUAGUGGUUUUAGCAACGCAUCGUUGUUAAUUGUUUAGUUUUAAUUAAACUCCGGAUCCAAAUCUGUCCGGCUCUUGAUCUAAAUCGCAUAAUAAAUAUAUAAAUACUCACAGAUUCUGUCCACACCCAUACUCGACGUGUAUGUGUGGAAGACAGAGUGACUAUGUGUAUAUCCAAGUAUGUACACAAACCCUCACUCACAUGGAUACAACUAUACAGACAUAAUCGGUGUAUUAUUACCGUAUAUUUCAACACACAUAUAUACACACACACACAGACAUAGCAACACAGUCGUGUUUAAAUAACUAGGUGCUAAGAAACCUUUGCAUUAUCUUAAUUUAUCCAUUUAUUACUCGCAGGAUUUAGCUGAUUCUUUCUCGUCUGACCCCAGAUCAUUCUGCCCUGGACACACACACGCACUUAUGCACAAACAGGCAUGCACACACACACAGACGAGCAUUGGGGCACAACCCGUUCUGAAUGAGGUUUUUUUUUCGUGUGUGUGUGUGUGUGUAUAUGUGUAUACAUAUACGUGCAUAUGUGUGUGUGUACUCUGACGCAGUUGCUCGUCACCCGAAAUGAAUGAACUACUGCUACACAAUUUGGUAGCGCACAUGAUCGCUUGCAAAGAGGAAAGUCUUAUUUUCCUUCUUUCACUCAACACUUGAUUCAUUCAUAACAGUGAAAACACACACAUACACACCCACGGAAAGAAAAGAAAACAAAAAGAAAAAGAAAAAAACUUAGCUCCAAUCCUAAAUAAUAUCUAUUCAUCAUCUUUUAUAUUCCUCUACAUGUGCGUAUGAAGAAGGUAAAAUAUAUUAUUAUUUACACAUGUAUACAUAUAGUCUCGACGCUUUACGACUACUUCCCGUUCACAAACGAACGUUUGAUCUCUAAAAAGACAGAGUGACAUCUCUCUCUCUCUUGCUCUUUGUAUAUAUAUAUAUAUACACAUAUUAUAUACAUAUAUAUAUAUUGGGAUGAUGCAAAAUACACGGGAUUAACUGAUAGCUGUGAUUUCGGCUUAAAUUAAAAUUGUUUGGUCGUUAUUGAUUUGAUUGAUUGAUGUUCACGAUAACAUCUAUCCACUGUACGUCAUCGCUAUGUUGGGUACCUUAGUCCGCAGUAGUUUUGCCAUUGCACAUACACGACCGCCGUACACACGAUGUGUGUCGAACACGUUUGAUUAGAAAAGAAGACAGAUGCCAUGGAGAGCACCGAUACAUAUCCGUCCCCGAACCCAGGCUCUGGUAGCACAGAGACCAUCCUGAUUCUGGAACCCAAGUCUUUCAAACCAUUUAAAAGCAAAGAUGAGUAUCUUUAUGCCAUGAAGGAAGAUCUGGCAGACUGGUUUACCUGUCUCUAUAAAAAGUCCAUCAACGUAGAUAAUUUCUUCGAAAUCUUAGAGACCGGGGUCGAAUUGUGUAAGCAUGCGAACGAAGUCCGAAAAUUCGCCCUGGACCAACAAAAGAGACUCUCUACCAAAUCUCAGUUCAUACGUGAUAUUCCUCAAACUGAGAUUCAAUUUCGUAAAGAGGUGAAAGCACAGACUUUUCAGGCCAGAGAUAAUGUGUCUAACUUUAUAUCGUGGUGUCGAGAACUGGGAAUACCGGAGGUUCUCAGGUUCGAAACCGAUGAUUUGGUUUUACGAAAAAAUGAACGAAGUGUGGUUCUCUGCUUAUUGGAAGUGGCUCGGGUUGGUGCCAAGUUUGGCAUGCUGGCCCCCACAAUUGUACAAAUGGAAGAAGAAAUCGAAGCAGAACUAGCCGGUGAACCACCACCUCCCAGGAAACAGAUUAUUACCUGUGAUUUGAAGUCCCUCGAUGAAAUGGUGCGAGAAUUAGUAGGAAAAUGCACUUGUCCAUCACAGUUUCCAAUUAUAAAAGUUGGCGAAGGAAAAUAUAAAAUUGGUGAUUCACAGACUUUAAUAUUUGUACGGAUAUUACGGAACCAUGUGAUGGUGCGUGUUGGUGGUGGUUGGGAUACUUUAGAAAAUUAUUUGGAUAAACAUGAUCCAUGUCGAUGUCAUUACAAAGCCACACCUCAGAUGAAAGUCAUCAAUAAUCGUACCACAGUCCAUCAUCAGGGUCACCGAGUAAACCCUGCUUCACAAUCACCCGUGGUCAAACGACAAACUGAACGGAGAGCUAGUGCCCCUGGUGGUCAAAUCUUAGCAGAACACCUUGGCCAGAGAAGUCCUAAAAAAGUCCUGAUGACCGGUGGCGGUUCUGGUAACAAACAAGGAAAUUAUGUUUCAACCACACCCCCUCGCUCUCAGUCUCCAGUAGCUGAAAGACUCAACAAAAAAACUGGUAAUUUCCACUCGAGCGCCGAAAAUAUCAGCAAUUUGUCACGGAACCUGUCUACCUCUCCUGCAAAGCACCAUCCGUAUUCAGCUAGUUCUAAAAUGGCUCCGCCAUCCUCUUACCAGAGGCUGCAGUUCUCUCCAACCAAGAGAACUAUGUCACCGGCAUCUUCAUCUAGUCUCAAUCUUUGGACUGCGGCCAUGCUGGGGCACUGCUUUAACAGAUCGUCUGCCUCUUCAUCAUUAAGUGCAUCUUCUGAAAAAUUGAGUGAUGUGGACCCUAAAGAACGUUCCGGAAAACUAGAUAUGAAUCAAAUUAGUACCAUGACCUUGGAGCAGUUCAAAAAUCUGCUCAACAACCAAAUUGUGCCGGCGCCGAAAGACGGUAGCAACAUCAGCAGUUCUGUAGAGUCGAACCUCUCGCAGGCAGCAUCGACAACCGGAAGUAACUGUUCCAGUACCAAAAGCAGUCCUUCCAAAGUUUCCCGGCUUCAGUAUCCAGGACAUAAUAACAAGGAUGUUUCUAAAACUCAACCUACAGACCAGAAAUUUUCCAAUCUUCAUCAGAAUACGCAGAGCCUUAGAAUUCCGAGUAGCCGGACGCGUUCUCCGUCUCCUGAGUCCAAAAUUUGUAUGAAACCCUCUGAAAGUAAUUCCAGUUCGAUCUCUAACCUAAAUCAACACAGAGAUGUCACCAAAGGCAAAUCCAGUAGUCUCCUUCCAAAGCCGAACACUCCAGCUUCAUUGCAUAUAAACGGAGAUUCCAAAAUCCCCAUGAAAUCUCCUUCACAAGACUCAAGUAGACCUUGUACAUCUCAAAGUACAAGCCCCAGCUCUACCAAUUCCCAGUUUUCUUGUCCUGUCACUCCAAGUGAUAAAAGUUCUGUGUUUGAUACACCAAAGCAAGAGAGAAAAUAUAGUCGUAAUAACAAGAGUCUACGUCAAUCGAUGGAGGACCUUUCCUUGGGAACUACUAAGAAGUCUUCAUCAAAAUCUAAAAUUGCAAUUCCUAGGUCCACUACCCCUGGACCAAGAGAUUUAGACAGUGGACACAAACUGUCAGUGAAUGUCCCUAGGAGAGCUUCGACUCCAGGUAUUCAGGAAUUCACACAUCGACGAGCGGCAAAGCAGUACUCAACUGACGAUACUCAGUCUUCCGCUGAUGAAGAUAACGAAGCACUCACCCCAACACCAGGUCGUCGUGGUAGUCUUCAGUCUCAGAGUGGCCUCUCUUCUCGGUCGUCAUCUACUCAGAGUCUGAAUACGAGACGAGAUCUGACAAUGGAUGAGACAAAGAACAAGCUAUUGUUGCCUAGUUAUGUUGACAGAUGGCACCGCAGCAAGCGUUCUGCUUCGGCUGUACGCUACAACAGUAAAGAAAGCCCCCAAGUAAUUACUGUUUCGAGAACAAACUCAGGAGGUCACACUGUGUCCUUAGCUAAAGCUCAGGGCGUCCCCAAAAUGAGUUCAGGGGUUGCAAAAUCAAGCAAAAAGGAUGCCUCCAAAGAUGCCGUUGGAGACAUGUCACGGCCUGAUCGGAAAAUUUCCCAGUCUCCCAAAGUGGGGCGAGCCAAACACAUGGCAGCUAGUUCAAGUUUGAAACCCCGAUCUCAGAGUGUUGAUAGAUUCUCUCAGCGCCAAAGACUGGACAGUACAAGCAGCAUGGAAGAUGGAGCAGACUUGGCUCAGAACAAAACACGUCCACUGGGUCAACGUCUGUCUGAGUUGUCGAAGCCAGGAGCAACCAAGAACAGCACCGCAGCCCAUGGCAGCAAUGUGAAGUACAGUCGUUCACAACGGGCUGCAUCGUUAGCUAAACGACCUCCUCCAGCUGCAGAACCUGAAGAUAACUGUGAUUAUGACCUGACUCCCUAUCCUCUGGAAGCAAUCAAAGCAGCUCUGAUUCCAGUCAAUGGUAUCAUGCCGAAAGUCUCAGACCCCGAAGAGCUUGAUGCUCCACCUGAAGAUCCAGAAAUGUACGAAAAAAUGGAAAGACUUUUUGAAGUUUAUCGCCAGAAGGAGUUGCAGGAUAUGGUGAAAGCGACCGACAGCACCAAUGCUGCAAUGGAUCUGUUUGAUAGCGUCGAUAAUGAGUCCCAGGGAAACUGUACUGAUGCCUCUUCACUGGACAGUAAUGCUAACCAACCCUAUAGUUCACGUUCUUCACGAACCAACUCGAGACGUUCAUCGAUCCAAAGAAACUCCGACAACGAUUCUGUCGAGAAAAUAUCAGCAGCACUUCAAGAACUUAGCAGAGUUCCAACUUCUCAGGAAUCUAUCGAAACAAGAAUUCCAAAAUCUCGAAUUCCGAGUGCACACACUUCUCGUAUUCCAGCCGCAUCAACUAAAGAUUUAUCUAGCAAAGUUUCUGCAUCUCGGAAUGGUGUCAGUGCUAUGUAUUCCGAGCUGAACUAUUCCGAUGAGAAUGCUUCGGGUUCCAGUUACCUUGAUUACUCGGAGGUAACGAAGCGAGGGUCGCAAGAAAACCUGGGAAGCACGUCUCGACGAACCUCUUGUAGUGACGACAGCUACGUCUCGACAUCAGAUGCGAGCACAAACAAUGCGGGGGGGACGCGAGCAGACACUCAGGUGCCGAAGCUCACCAAGCCUUUGACCACUGGCCGCCAGCGUUUCCUGAAUGCUCGCCAAAGGGAAACGAGGAGCAAAGACAGGACAAACUUUAUCAAGGUGGUUUCUGACUCUUCCUUUGAAGAUAGUUACCAUGACAACAGGACAUACACAAAAAGUAAUGCUAGUGAAGAUAAUUAUGAUGACGAUGAUGAUGAAUUAUAUUGAUUUUAUUACAGGUCAUUGGAGAAUAUUCUGGAGUGAUAGCAUCAUUGAAAACAUAAAUUAUUAGGAUUAUUAUUAUUAUUAUUAUUAAAUAUCAUUUUUCGAUUUUUUUUUUUCGUUGUUAAUGCCAUUAUUUUAAUUCCUUGCCAUGUCUGAUGUUUCUGUUAAGUGCCAGACCAUUUUUGUUGUUGUUGUUUUGUUUGUUUUUAUAUAUUUUUUCUUACACUUCAGAAUUUAUUUUUUUUUUUUCAAAACUGAAAGUUAAGAAUUGGUGGUGAUGGUUGUGGUGCUGGUGGUGGUGGUGAUGGUAAUGAUGAUAAUUAUUUUGCUCUCUUUUUUUUUUAUUGCCACAAGAACAUACCCUCCUCUCCCCUCUGAAAAUUAAAAAAAAAAUUAAAACAUUAUCUUACAAAUAAAUAAAAAGUAAAUAGAUGAAUAAAUAAUAAUAAUAAUAAUAAAAAUAAUAAUCAUGCUUGGUGAGAACAAAUAAAAUCCCUGCAGAAUUUAGUUAUGUCUCUUUAUAUUCUGGGUUCAAAUCCUACUGAGUGAGCGGUGUCAAAGUGGAAGGGGGGGGG
Messenger RNA from Octopus sinensis (East Asian common octopus), 6490 nucleotides. RefSeq names its product flocculation protein FLO11-like. Gene Ontology annotation, molecular function: microtubule binding; actin filament binding; cytoskeletal adaptor activity. The transcript has 7 exons. The coding region runs from base 2025 to 5918 and encodes 1297 amino acids. Lineage: Eukaryota; Metazoa; Mollusca; Cephalopoda; Octopoda; Octopodidae. The record is from RefSeq and is a predicted model, not a curated record. Gene Ontology annotation, biological process: protein localization to microtubule plus-end; actin crosslink formation; microtubule bundle formation. Gene Ontology annotation, cellular component: stress fiber; actin filament; microtubule plus-end.